UAUAUAACCCUCACACCACCCUUAAUUUAGUCUUGUAAACUAACUUUCUCCCUCAUUCAUACAACAGAUGUCUCAAAUCGAUGAAAAAUCACCCGAACACUGUGCAGAAAAGAAAGUCAUAAAGAUUAAGAAGCAUCACAAGAAACUAUUCUAUACGUUCACCACCUUCUUCCUUUCAAUCCUCUUAGUUAUGCUCCUUGUCUGGCUCGUACUCCACCCUACCAAGCCAGAGUUUGCCCUAAAAGAAGCUGAUAUAUACCAACUUACACUCUCAGGAUCUCACCUUCUCAAUUCAUCCAUUCAAAUCACCUUUCUGUCAAACAACCCGAAUCAAAAAGUUGGAAUCUACUAUGACGAAAUCCAAGUUUAUGCUUCCUAUAAGGGUCAACAAAUAACACUUGAUUCAUCUGUCCCUCCCUUUUACCAAGAACAUAAAGACACCAAUCUUUUAUCAAUGGUUUUGGUCGCAAACAGUUUGCCUGUGGAUCCCUCUUUCGGUUAUGAAUUGGGUCAUGAUCAGAUGGCGGGAAAACUAGUUUUGAACGUCAAGGCAAAUGGACGACUCAGAUGGAGGGUGGGAACCUGGGUCUCUGGCAGGUAUAGGUUUAAUGUAAACUGUGUUACCGUUUUACUUUUUGGUUCAUUUGCACCUGCAGGUCCAUUGACUGCCAAGCAAGGGACCCAGUGUUCAACUACAAUUUGACCACCAAAUACUAUACGUAUAGGUUGAAUUAAACUUCAGAGAUGAUAAGUUCUCUUAAGUGAAUAUGUAAAGUGUUUUUACGGUUUGUAAAUCUUGUCUUUGGUUCUUUAUCCCUCAAUAUGAUAUAAUGAGAUAGUUCUCCCGUGCUAUAUAUUAGUAGCGGAUUUCAA
Messenger RNA from Erigeron canadensis, 873 nucleotides. RefSeq names its product NDR1/HIN1-like protein 26. The coding region runs from base 68 to 703 and encodes 211 amino acids. The transcript has a single exon. Gene Ontology annotation, biological process: defense response to other organism. The record is from RefSeq and is a predicted model, not a curated record. Lineage: Eukaryota; Viridiplantae; Streptophyta; Magnoliopsida; Asterales; Asteraceae.